AUGGAGAGCUUGCGUCUCAAGUUUCACAAUGCACUAUUUCAACCUGAAGAUAUCAAAUUGUGGGUUGAAAUUGCAGUUUCUCGUUGUGUUCAGGAGCCAAGUGUUGAUUUUUAUCCUUUCAAGGAAAACCCUAAUGCAUUACUGCCGAGUAGCUUGUAUACUUGCAAAUCACUUGUGACAUUGAAACUAAGAUACAACAUUCUCGUGGAUGUUCCUCAUGUUUUUUCCCUCCCUUCCUUGAAAACUUUGUGCCUUGAACGUGUGACAUACGCAGAUGGAGAAUCUCUUCAACGGCUUUUAUCUAAUUGCUCUGUUUUGGAAGAUCUGGUUGUUGAACUAUGUACAGGUGACAAUGUGAGAAAGUUUGCUGUUAUCAUCCCGUCAUUGCUUAGUUUAUCCUUUUGGAUGUCUGCUGGUCAUUGUGCUGCUGAAGGGUAUAGGAUUGAUACUCCUUCUUUGAAGUAUAUCAAAGCUACAGAUUUAAGUAAAAGUUUCUCCGGGUUAAUUGAGAAUAUGCCUAAGCUGGAGGAGGCUGAUAUCAGUGCUGGUCACGAUAUCAACAAGCUUCUUGAACUUGUCACAUCUGUCAAGCGUCUUUCAUUGCUCACACUAGUUGACGAUGCAGAGGCUCUCACCGCUGUAUAUGGUGAUGAUAUUGUCUUUAAUCAGCUUGAGCAUCUGAAUUUUCGUAUCUAUGGCGCAUAUUGGUCCAAGUUGCUGUACUGGUUGCUCAUAGCUUCUCCCAAACUACGAAACUUGGAGUUCAAUGAAAUUUUUUCACGUGAUGGUGCUGUGGAUACACUGGGUCGCUGGACCCAACUGAGUAGUGUUCCUCAAUGCAUGUUUGUUGUCGAGUCUCCAGACUUUCAAGUGGUCAGGUUACAAUGUCUCCGUACAAGGGAAAGAUCUGGCGACAUAUAUCUUGGGAAAGUCUUGCCAGUUAAAGAUUGCAACAAUUUCCAUUGGACAAGGGUUGGAUCCACAAAAGAAGCUUAAGAUAGAGACGAAUGUGAAAUGUUGUUUCCGUGGUUCACCCACAUGCAAACUCGUAUUCUAUUGAGGAUUCGAAUCAUUACAUUUGAAAGAGAUCUAUAUAUCUUAAAGAUUGUAAUAAUCUUGCAAAUGACAUCUUUGGAAUUUGCUCUAUUAAAGUUUUCGUUGCAUUUAGUUUA
Molecule: messenger RNA, 1172 nt
Organism: Arabidopsis lyrata subsp. lyrata
Lineage: Eukaryota; Viridiplantae; Streptophyta; Magnoliopsida; Brassicales; Brassicaceae
Product: putative F-box/FBD/LRR-repeat protein At5g62970
Exons: 4
Coding region: 1-996 (331 amino acids)
Source: RefSeq, a predicted model, not a curated record